Molecule: messenger RNA, 435 nt
Organism: Parastagonospora nodorum SN15
Lineage: Eukaryota; Fungi; Ascomycota; Dothideomycetes; Pleosporales; Phaeosphaeriaceae
Exons: 2
Coding region: 1-435 (144 amino acids)
Source: RefSeq, a predicted model, not a curated record
AUGCGUUCACCGGUAAACGUACUUUUGAGAAAGUGGUACGACAAACUGAGCCUAAAGCGACAAUCACCGCCAUCUUGGUAUCGAGACCGGCUUCGCGAAGAGUUACUAGAACGACGUAACGCAAGUGGUCCUAUGCUCAAACUGAGCGAAACGGCUGAUGUCUUCUUUACCAUCACCCGAGCUCGAUACGACGGGUUUCCGAUUCGAAGUCUACCACCUUACAGGUUCCGACAUACCUCUAUCUAUGUCUACAUGAUUACAAAGUACACCUUACGUUGGAAGCUGUAUCAAACGACGGCCCGCAUUUGUGGUGACCCUUGUUUCGCCCAGGUGCGCGAAGUUGUGAACCCGAGGAAGGACCACAAGCUUAGCGAGGUUGCCCUUCGGCACAAUAUUGACGUAGCGCAGUUCAAGCGAGCAUUUUCGCCCAACUGA